CUUGCUACGACUUAUCCAUAACUUCCAUCCGACCGUCAUGUUCGCUUGCUCUUCGAAGGUAACAUUGAGACCAGUAUAGAGCUCCUACGCUUUGAUCGUUGCACCAUCAUGAUGUUACGCAGUACGACCUUGCUAUAGUGGUAGCUACACCGCGUUUGACGGUGAUCUUGAUAAUAAGAACGCUACUACGAGCAUCGUUGUGCACAGAGGCAGGUUUUCAUCCAACUGUGGCUUGAUCGCGGAUUUGCUCAUCUAACGAUACCCGAUGAUUUAAACAGCCCCGCAGCAUGCACUCAAACGAAUCGAUUUAUGUGAUGGAUAUACAGACAUACUUAAAGAUGUAUUGUAACUAUAUGGGUAUCCAAACUCCCCUCCUUUCUCUUACUCGACUCUCCGCUCCAAAUUGAUUUUUGAGACCUUGAUGGCGACCCCAACGGAAAUACCUCAACUCACAGGCUCCGAGAGGGCCCUUGUGUUUGAGGUUCUCGAUGCUCUGCUCAAUUCCGCGACCCUACUUGCGUUCAUGCAUGGGAUGUACACCUGCAUACUCGCAGGGACACUUUGGAUCAUCUUUGCAAGCCAAAGAUCCACCAACGCCGGGAGGCGUACAAUGAUUAUUCUGGUCAUAGCGAUCUAUUUUCUCACUACUAUCAUUUUUGCCUCGAAUUGGUUCCUACAACGAAAUGCAUCUAUCACACACGGAGAAAAUUUCUGGACUACGUUUCUAUUGUAUGAUAGUCCUAACAGAGUAGAAGAAAUUAUGAUAUGUUUGCGUGGCAUACCCGCUGGUAUAGCCACACUUCUGGCCGACUCCGCUCUGAUCUGGCGGUGCUGGGUCGUCUGGGGGCGUCGCUGGAUAAUCGUUCUCAUUCCUAUUCUUUGCUAUUCAAGAUAUUGGCCUAUGUAUUAUUCUGUUAUUACUCAAGUCGAUAACUUGGACGAUACCAAGAACUGGACGCUCAUAUAUGAGUCCUGCACCCUGGCUACGACACUGCUCUCGGGGGCCAAACAUGGUGGAGCAGGCGCACAGGCAUAUCGCGGAGUUGUAGAAGUCAUCGUUGAAUCAGCGUCUCUCUACACUGUCUCGCUGAUUAUCGACCUGAUACUCGUAGCCCGACAAAGCCCUGCUGAUUCUUACUCAGACGGAAUCGCUCCGACUCUCAUUGUUGCUCGAGUAGCAUCGGGUCAUGCACGUCCUGAUGACUCUUGGAACGGGAGUGUGAUGUCGUCUCUCCACUUUGGGAGUCGUGCUCAUUCCGCAGAGGAUAUGACCAGGAGUGUUGUUCUUGCCGAAGAAAAUGUUCUCGAGCCUGACGAUGGAAGGAGCACUCUGCAGUCCGAAUCAAGGAUCUAGAAAGCUCUCAAUAGACAGGCCGUUAUUGCAAGUUUAUUUUGGUCGGCUUCUCAAACUCAAUCUGCACAGGUGCUUUUUGGAGAAAGAAAAAUAUAGAAUUGUGGAUGGCUGGUUCUAGUAUUGUACGGGCAGCUUCUUACAUCUUCCGCAAAUCUUCUGUCGAACUAGAGAUGUAGAAUUUCGUAUAAAAAUUAACACUAUAUGUAUGCAGGAU
Molecule: messenger RNA, 1568 nt
Organism: Desarmillaria tabescens
Lineage: Eukaryota; Fungi; Basidiomycota; Agaricomycetes; Agaricales; Physalacriaceae
Exons: 9
Coding region: 422-1354 (310 amino acids)
Source: RefSeq, a predicted model, not a curated record